Messenger RNA from Mercenaria mercenaria, 10087 nucleotides. RefSeq names its product protein NDRG3-like. Gene Ontology annotation, biological process: signal transduction. Lineage: Eukaryota; Metazoa; Mollusca; Bivalvia; Venerida; Veneridae. The coding region runs from base 150 to 1322 and encodes 390 amino acids. The transcript is spliced from 16 exons. The record is from RefSeq and is a predicted model, not a curated record. Gene Ontology annotation, cellular component: cytoplasm.
AAAAGCAGUAUUACAUCCAAAGCCAAUGACAUUAACCGGAAGUUCCAAAAAUUUCUGCAAAAGAUAAUUAUUUCGCAAGAACUGCGAUUUAUUUUGUUAUAGAACUGUAAAUCAUUGUCAUUGUUUGGCAGAACAACAAGCAAGUCAAAAUGGAACACAAUGCAUUAUUGGAUCCAGAGUUCCGAGAGCAGUCGGGUCCGAUGGAGAAGUUGACACACAUUGAACUGACAGAUAUCCAGUGUCAGGAUGCUAAACCAAGAUCAUUUGACGUCAAUGCCUCAAGUAUUAUCAUUCAGUCUGAGGAUGUGGAGACAUCAUACGGGAAUAUUCAUGUAGCUAUCCAGGGAGACAGAUCCAAACCAGCGAUAUUUACCUUCCAUGAUAUUGGACUUAACCAUAUCACAUGUUUCCAAGGUUUCUUUAGUUACCCAGACAUGGUGCAAAUUAUGAAACAUUUCUGUGUGUAUCACCUUAAUGCCCCAGGCAUGGAGGAGGGAGCCAUGAACCUUAAACCAGAUUCUGAUGCACUUGGUAAUCCCGAGUCUUUAGGGAAAAGAAAGUCCUCUAGGAGAAAGAAGUUUGUUUAUCCAUCAAUGGAUGAGUUGGCAGAGGCAGUACACACUAUAGCAGACCACUUUGGAGUGAAAAGAUUCAUUGGGUUUGGUGUUGGAUCAGGAGCAAAUAUCCUUGCCAGAUUUGCUAUGAAACAUCAAUCACGUGUCGACUCUCUAGUCCUGGUGAAUGCAACGUCAACAAAACCAGGCUGGAUUGAAUGGGGAUACCAAAAAAUGAAUUCCUGGUACUUAUGGAGUGGACAGAUGACCAAUUUCACAGAGGAAUAUCUCCUUUGGCACUGGUUUGGAAAGAAAACAAGAUGGGACAACCAUGAUCUUGUGAUGGUGUACAAGGACUAUGUGAAAUCUAUAAAUCCACAGAAUCUCUCACUCUUCAUUGAAUCUUAUUUAAAGAGAACAGAUCUGGACAUGGUGAGAGAGUUAGAUAUGAUGAAGAAAGGCACAGUUAGAACUAUCAAAUGUCGCGCAAUGAUGUUGGUAGGAGAUGAUUCUCCACAUAUAGAUGAUGUUGUUGACAUGAAUGGACGUAUGGACCCAGAAGAAACAGAUUUCCUUAAGAUCAGUGACUGUGGUGGCAUGCCUUUGGAAGAGCAACCGGGCAAAGUGUGUGAGGCUUUCAGACUUUUCCUUCAAGGCAUGGGUUACAUUCCAACAAUGAGAGCUUCACAGACUAACAGCAAAACAAGCACAACUUCCAGCACAAGUGUUCUCAGCCAUUCUGAACUUGCUUCACAGCCAGUUUGCUGAUAAUAACCAGUUAUACUCUUUGCUUUGUAAAAAGCCUAUCACAACAGAGGUUUUAAAAAGGAUAUUAUAUGUUCAGCCAAUCAGAUCUACUCUAAUUGAUUAAACAAAGAAAUGCAAAGUGGACUGGAUGAAGACUGUUUCUUGUUGUUGUUACUGUUAUUGUUACUAUGGUUACACUUGUCAUUGUAAUAUAUAUGUUUAUUGAGAAAGCUUUAUUCUCACAGUUUUUGUUCAGCAAGCUUAUUUUUCUGUGCAUGCUGUAAACACAUAUAUCGGACAACUUACAUAGAUCAUUGGAUGACAAUAUGGGGACAUGAAAAGAAAGAAAAAAUGAAACUAUAUCAGUGAUACUGAUUUAUUCUACAAAUUAUCAGUGAGAAAAGUUAACAGUUGAUUACUGCAUUAUAUAAAUAUUUAAGUUUAUAGAAGACUCAGUGAUAGGCAAUGAUAUAAUAUUGCUGUGUGUAGACUAAGAAUGCAUGGAUGGAAGGGAACAGAUGGUAUGAAUAGUUUUGAAAAUAUGAAAACUGCUUCCACACUGUAAAAUAAUUACUUUGUUUUGAAUCUCCUGUCUGUACUAGUGCUGUAAAAUAUUUAAGAGUUCUUUUGUUUAUUCUACAAGAAUUAAAAUCUGUUCAUAGUGGCAAAUGUUGAUACAUUUAAUUCAGGUUAAACUUAGAAAACAGUCCAUUUGCUUCUUUGUGGUUGUGAUGUGAAAUUUACGUUCUGUCAAGAUAAUCUGCUCUGUGUUCAGUAUAAUUGUUUCACUUGACUCUGGAAUAUACUUAAGUAUGUUAAGCUGUGAAAAUAGUAAAAUGAACUGCAUGUGCCAAUAUUUUUCUUUCCAAUUUAAAACCCUGCCAGUAGUUUGCUAGUGUACUUGGCAAUGCAGUAUUGUGCCAGCAGCUCUGUAUUUUAAAAUGCUUUUUUUUUAUCAGCGACAGAAAUUGUACAUUUACAUUAUUUUUGUACAUACCUCAUUGUUUUCUUGAACUGUUUUGUGUUUUUAUUAUAUGGCUUGAUUUGUAAAUAUAUAAAUUGUUCACAAGCUUCUUUUGUAUUGUUUCUGUUACCUACUUGCCUACAUUUCUGUUACAUACUUGUGUAUACCUUUGCAUGCUCUUUAUCAGUAAGUGGUGUUUUUUAUGCCCCCGAAGGGAGGCAUAUAGUUUUUUAACCGUCUGUCAGUCUGUCGGUCUGUCCGCAAUUUUCGUGUCCGGUCCAUAUCUUUGUCAUCGAUGGAUGGAUUUUCAAAUAACUUGGCAUGAAUGUGUACCACAGUAAGACGACGUGCAGUGCGCAAGACCCAGGUCCGUAGCUCAAAGGUCAAGGUCACACUUAGACGUUAAAGGAUAGUGCAUUGAUGGGCGUGUCCGGUCCAUGUCUUUGUCAUCGAUGGAUGGAUUUUCAAAUAACUUGGCAUGAAUGUGUACCACAGUAAGCCGACGUGCAAUGCGCAAGACCCAGGUCCGUAGCUCAAAGGUCAAGGUCACACUUAGACGUUAAAGGAUAGUGCAUUGAUGGGCGUGUCCGGUCCAUAUCUUUGUCAUCGAUGGAUGGAUUUUCAAAUUACUUGGCAUGAAUGUGUACCACAGUAAGACAACGUGCAGUGCGCAAGACCCAGGUCCGUAGCUCAAAGGUCAAGGUCACACUAAGACGUUAAAGGAUAGUGCAUUGAUGGGCGUGUCCGGUCCAUAUCUUUGUCAUCGAUGGAUGGAUUUUCAAAUAACUUGGCAUGAAUGUGUACCACAGUAAGACGACGUGCAGUGCGCAAGACCCAGGUCCGUAGCUCAAAGGUCAAGGUCACACUUAGACGUUAAAGAUCAUUUUUCAUGAUAGUGCAUUGAUGGGCAUGUCUGGUCCUUAUCUUUGUCAUUCAUGCAUGGAUUUUAAAAUAACUAUGCAUGAAUGUGUGAUACAGUAAGACGAUGUGUCGCGUGCAAGACCCAGCUCCGUAGGUCAAAGGUCCUAAACUCUAACAUUGGCCAUAACUAUUCAUUCAAAGUGCCAUCGGGGGCAUGUGUCAUCCUACGGAGACAGCUCUUGUUUUACAACCAUCAUUUAGCUUUUUUGCUUAUUCAACCUUAUGCCUCCUAAAUUUGUUGUUUUUUUGUUCACCAGAAUCAAAGUUCCACAGGAUAGCUAUUGUUCUCCCAUCAUCUGUCUGUCUGUUUGUCUUGCAUACAUCAUGUCCAGAGCAUAACUUUAAAACAGUUUAAUUGUCGACUUCAAACUUAGAAUAUGUGUAAAUGAAUGAGACAAUUUGCAGAGGACAAAAAACCAGGUAAGUAUGUCAAAGGUUAAGGUUACAAAUUGAGCUCAAAGGUCAAAUCUGACAUCUUAUUUUGUGUUUGGAAUAUAACCUGUAAGAUAUAUUCAAGGAUUUUGACUUGAAACCUGAAAUACAGAAAUAUGGUGAUGAGGCAAUGUGCAUAGUUCAACAGCCCACAUUCUCUCCGUACCCCAGAGAAACCCUCUAUGAAAAAAAUGGGUUUCUUAAAAGCUGCUGCACAAAACCCCACAUGCCACUACAUGAACCUCCCAAACAUACAGGCACACAAGACUUAAAAAUAAUUACUUCCUUUGAUCGAAAAUGGGGGUGUAUAUUGUGGAUUUUUGUUAGCUCACCUGUCACAUAGUGACAGGGUGAGCUUUUGUGAUCGCCCUUCUUCCGUCGUCCUUCCACAAUUUCUUGUCUGCACGAUAGUGGUUUCAUUUAUGAUUUUAUUUUAACCAAACUUGCACACAACUUGUAUCCCCAUAAGAUCUUGGUUCCUUUAUUGAACUGGCCAGAUCCCAUUAUGGGUUCCAGAGUUAUGGCCCCUGAAAGGGCCAAAAUUAGCUAUUUUGACCUUGUCUGCACAAUAACAGCUUCAUUUAUGAUUUGAUUUUUACUAAACUUGCACACAACUUGUAUCACCAUAAGAUCUUGGUUCCUUUCUUGAACUGGCCAAAUUCCAUUAUGGGUUCCAGAGUUAUGGCCCCUGAAAGGGCCAAAAUUAGCUAUUUUGACCUUGUCUGCACAAUAGCAGCUUCAUUUAUGAUCUGAUUUUAACCAAACUUGCACACAACUUAUAUCACCGCAAGAUCUUGGUUCCUUUCUUGAACUGGCCAGAUUCCAUUAUGGGUUCCAGAGUUAUGGCCCCUGAUAGGGCCAGAAUUAGCUAUUUUGACCUUGUCUGCACAAUAACAGCUUCAUUUAUGAUCUGAAUUUAAUCAAACUUGAACAAAACUUAUGUCACCAUAAGAUCUCGGGUCCUUUUUUGAACCGGCCAGAUCCCUUAAUGGGUUUCAGAGUUAUGGCCCCUGAAAGGGCCAAAAAUAGCUAUUUUGACCUUGUCUGCACAAUAGCAGCUUCAUUUAUGAUUUUAUUUUAUCCAAACUUGCACAAAACUUGUGUCACCAUAAGAUCUUGGUUCCUUUCUUGAACCGGCUAGAUCCCAUAAUUUGGGUUAGAGUUAUGGCCCCUGAAAGGGCCAGAAUUAGCUAUUUUGACCUUGUUUGCACAAUAGCAGCUUCAUUUAUGAUUUGAUUUUAACCAAACUUGCACACAAAUUGUAUCACCAUAAGAUCUCGAUUCCUUUUUAUAUGCCUGAAGGGAUGUAUAAUGUUAUCGCCUCGGUGUCCGUCUGUCUGUUGGUCAGCAAUCCAUUCUGCUCUGUAACUCCUGAAUCCCUUGAAGGAUUCCGAAGAAACCUGUCACAAAUGUUCACCUCAUCGAAACGAUGUGCAGAGCGCAUGUUUUGGAUGGGCUCACUUCAAGGUCAAGGUCACGCUUAGGGGGUCAAAGGUCAUAUGACUUUGUUUUGUGUGUAUAUUGCUCUGCAUUUGCGUUGCAUUGCAGUGCUCUUGUUUUUAUUAGCUCACCUGUCACAAAGUGACAAGGUGAGCUUUUGUGAUCGCGCAGUGUCCGUCGUUCGUCCGUAAACUUUUGCUUGUGACCACUCUAGAGGUCACAUUUUUCAUGGGAUCUUUAUGAAAGUUGGUCAGAAUGUUCAUCUAGAUGAUAUCUAGGUCAAGUUCGAAACUGGGUCACGCGCCGUCAAAAACUAGGUCAGUAGGUCUAAAAAUAGAAAAACAUUGUGACCUCUCUAGAGGCCAUAUAUUUCAAAAGAUCUUCAUGAAAAUUGGUCAGAAUGUUCAUCUUGAUAAUAUCUAGGUCAAGUUCGAAACUGGGUCACGUGCCAUCAAAAACUAGGUCAGUAGGUCUAAAAGUAGAAAAACCUUGUGACCUCUCUAGAGGCCACAUAUUUCACAAGAUCUUCAUGAAAAUUGGUCAGAACGUUCACCUUGAUGAUAUCUAGGUCAAGUUCGAAACUGGGUCACGUGCCUUCAAAAACUAGGUCAGUAGGUCAAAUAAUAGAAAAACCUUGUGACCUCUCUAAAGGCCAAAUUUUUCAUGGGAUCUGUAUGAAAGUUGGUCUGAAUGUUCAUCUUGAUGAUAUCUAGGUCAGGUUCGAAACUGGGUCACGUGCGGUCAAAAACUAGGUCAGUAGGUCUAAAAAUAGAAAAACCUUGUGACCUCUCUAGAGGCCAUAUAUUUCAUGAGAUCUUCAUGAAAAUUACUUAGAAUGUUCAUCUUGAUGAUAUCUAGGUCAAGUUCGAAAGUAGGUCACAUGCCUUCAAAAAUUAGGUCAGUAGGUCAAAUAAUAGAAAAACCUUGUGACCUCUCUUAGAGGCCAUAUUUUUCAUCGGAUCUGUAUGAAAGUUGGUCUGAAUGUUCAUCUUGAUGAUAUCUAGGUCAAGUUCGAAAGUGGGUCACUUGCCAUCAAAAACUAGGUCAGUAGGUCAAAUAAUAGAAAAACCUUGUGACCUCUCUAAAGGCCAUAUUUUAAUGGGAUCUUUAUGAAAGUUGGUCUGAAUGUUUAUCUUGAUGAUAUCUAGGUCAAGUUCGAAACAGGGUCAUGUACGGUCAAAAACUAGGUCAGUAGGUCUAAAAAUAGAAAAACCUUGUGACCUCUCUAGAGGCCAUACUUGUGAAUGGAUCUCCAUAAAAAUUUGUCAGAAUGUUCACCUUGAUGAUAUCUAGGUCAAGUUUGAAACUGGGUCACGUGCCUUAAAAAAGUAGGUCAGUAGGUCAAAUAAUAAAAAAAACUUUGUGACCUCUCUGCAGGCCAUACUUUUCAUGGAAUCUGUAUGAAAGUUGGUCUGAAUGUUCAUCUUGAUGAUAUCUAGGUCAAGUUUGAAACUGGGUCAACUGCGGUCAAAAACUAGGUCAGUAGGUCUAAAAUUAGAAAAAAAAUUGACCUCUCUAGAGGCCAUAUUUUUCAAUGGAUUUUCAUGAAAAUUGAUCUGAAUGUUCACCUUCAUGAUAUCUAGGUCAGUUUCGAAACUGGGUCACGUGCGGUCAAAAACUAGGCCUGUAGGUAUAAAAAUAGAAAAACCUUGUGACCUCUCUAGAGGCCAUAUUUUAAAUGAGAUCUUCAUGAAAAUUAGUGAGAAUGUUCACCUUGAUGAUAUCUAGAUAAAGUUUAAAACAGGGUCAUGUACCUUCGAAAACUAGGUCAAUAGGUCAAAUAAUAGAAAACCUUGUGACCUCUCUAGAGACCAUAUUUUUCAAUGGAUCUUCAUGAAAAUUGGUCAGAAUUUUUAUCUUGAUAAUAUCUAGGUCAAGUUCAAAACUGGGUUACAUGAGCUCAAAAACUAGGUCACUAUGUCAAAUAAUAGAAAAAACGACGUCAUACUCAAAACUGGGUCAUGUGGGAAGAGGUGAGCGAUUCAGGACCAUCAUGGUCCUCUUGUUUGGCAGAUCCUUCUUUUGUUCACUUACAAUAAUUUUUUUGAAUUACUUCCCUUUUAUGUUACUAUAAAUAGCUUUAGUAACUUUUUUAUUAUUAGCUGUAGGGAAAAACCGAGACCACUUUUCUGUGGUACAACAUGGAUGGUACCUCCAAUUUUUAGGUGUUUUUUGACUUAUCUGUACCUUUAAGAAAAUUUCAACUAUAUUUUCUCAUGAUUCUUUUGAUUGAUCUUGAUUAUGAUUUUUUGACCUUCUUGUCCUUAAGUGCAAUGAUAACAGGUGAGCGAUAUAGGGCCAUUAUGGCUCUCUUGUUUUAAACUGUUGUUGAUUUUCAUAAAAUGUGUUGUUAAACAACUCUUGACUCUUGGUUCAUUUUGCCUCUGGCCGAGGAGAUUUAAAGAUUUAACAGUCUCCUUUCAAGUUUGUUGAAAUUUGAUCCUUUUGGACAAUUUGAAUAAGUUUGGUUUUACUUGAGUUGCCUCCUUUACAGUGUAAUAAGAUAUUUUACAUGUAACAUAAGCUAAUGCUCAUGUAAGUAAGGUCUAGGGCAAAAAGCUUCUACAUUUAGCAUCCAGCAUGCUAUAAGCAAAGUUCCUCAGAUGCUAAACUUUGGGCAUACUAUGCAAAGAGUUACAGGCUGGAAAGUUUAUGGUUAGAUUUUUGUCAUGGUAAAAAAAUUGUAAAAAAAAAACAACAUGAAAAUGUUGCAGAGUUUCGUACCUUAUGUAUAGCAUUGCCUUGCUGCUUUCUCCCAAGUAAGGCAACUUGGGCCAGUUCAGGCCUCAUAUUUAUUAUACUAGCAAUAGAAAAUGAACAGAGAAUAAUCUAUGCAUAGCAGAUGUUUUGUUUAUGCUUAAAACUGUGAUAAAAACUAUAUUGCUGUGUAGUUGUAAAGACAGUUAUUGUUGUGAAGUUUAUUAUCUGAAUGCACUGUGUUGUAACUGAAUUACUCCCUUUCUGUCCUGUAUUACUCAGAUGUUAUUUAACCUUAGGUUUGCUCUUUUUAAUGCAGCACAUAACAUUUAUAAAACUGAAAACUGUAAGUUUAUUUUCAAGCCUACUCCAUGCUUUUAUUAAUGAAAUAACAUGUUCAUGUAAACAUGAUUUGGUGAAGAUGGCUUCAUUUUUUGGUGUGUCAUAAGCUUUUGGGGUUAUUUAUUGCCAGUGAAUAUAAAAUAUGUGUGAAUUUUAUGUAGCUACUGAAAAGAUUAUUUCCUUUGUUAUACAUUCCUUAUCAUUUACAUGUUCCAUGUUAUGAAUAAUGUAUAUAUUUUGUUCAGAUUUUAAUAUUUUGUAUUAUGUUGUGUAUUUUUAUACAGAAAUGUGUAUGACAGGAGAACUUAGUUCUUUUACAUGUAGGAUGAGCUACCUUCCUUGCUAGUAAGAACAACUUACAUUGUUCUGAUACUCCUUUUAGCGAAAAAGUAAGUUUUGUUGAAAAGUCAUGCUUUUUUUGCAUGAAUUGUGUGAAACAUGUUUAGAUCCAAUGAGAACCUAUCCAAAGGGCACAAUUUUGGCUCAGUCUUAAUGAAACUUGGACAGAAAUUUUAGUGAAAUCUUUGACAAAGUUGAAACUGGGUCACUGUAUUACAAGGAAUACUUGCACAGUUAUUACACAAACAGUUAGAAAAGACAUUACUUUUGCUUAAUAGAGUGCCAUAAUGUUUCACGACUCUUGAAUGAAAUUUAAAAAAAAUAGAUAUUUUAAGUAGAUACUUGUUAUAGAUCAUAAGUUAACUGUUAGUUUGAUUUUUGUGUUACAGUAUUAUCACAUUCAGGUUUGGCUUUUCAUGUGGCCUAGCUUGUCCUGUUCCUUUAGGCAGGACUUAUUCCUGAUACAACAAAAGUUAACUCGUAAAAUGGUAAGAACGCUUCUUAUUUUUGAUCUGUUUGAGAAUAGAAAUUUGGCAUCAGAUAUUUUGAAUUAAUAAUAAUACAUCAUAUUUAGUUUGAAAUUUUAUUGGUCAGUAGCUUUGUAUUUAUCACUGUUGUAUUUCUGAAGUGGAGAUACUGCAUGCACAAUAAUAUGCUGCAAAAGACUGAGUGCAUUUGUCAGGAUGAAAGCUGGUAAUCUAUUUAUUACAUGUGCAUUUAAACUUCAAAUGAUACAGAUAAGUAUUGAAUUUGUUCCUAUGCCUGUUAAAUUGAAAAUACUCAUCUUUAUGUAGCUUUAUAAAGUGUAAACACAAUCUGUAUGAAAUUCUAAAGGUCGGUUUGAAAACCAUCGACAUUUAUGUCUUCAUUGUAGCUUACAGGAAUUUAAACAAAGAGAAUGUGAUAAUCAGUGUUUCUUGUCAGCUUGGCUAUACAUGGUCAGCAAGCAGUUAACAAUUGAGAAACAACUUUGUUCACGCCUUUAUUAAAAGUUUCUCUAAACUACAGAAUGUAUCUGAUUUACAGUUGCAUAUUAUCUAUGUUAUGAAUUUGUUAGAUAUUUAUUAUGUACACUUUUUGUGUUAAUGUACAUUUGAAAGGCAUUUAAUGAUGUUUACAUAUUUUUGUGUGCAAUCACUACUAGGAAACUUAAAUAAUGCAUUACUUCUCCUUAAGAAAAUAGUUUACAGUUCCAGGUAGAAUAGCUGUUGACCUUGCAUAAUGUUAAGUAUACACAAUGUUUACCUUACCUUAAUUUCAAGUUCAAAAUGGUGUUGAUUAUAUAAGAAGACACACCAUACAGGAGAAGUUACAACUCAUACAGCAUACUUUGGUCUGUAACAGCAUAACAUGGAGCACUUCAUGAAUUUACAUGAUUGGUGCCGUGUCAAAUUUCCCAAAAUAUCAGUUUUUCAGUUCAGUUGUCAUUAAAUUAAGCAGAUGAGCAAUUUAGAAUCAGUUUGGCUCUCUUAUUAAAGCUUGUACUGUUCUAUAUUAUGUUGAAAAAGAUACCGUAAGAAGUAGCCUGGUAGUGAUUGUAUUAUUAUUUCUCAUUAUUUUGACAAGCUUUUCUGUCUCACCUUAGUGGUGUUAUGUUUUUAACUUGAUGUAAUUAAAUCACAGACGGAAAAUAAACAGGACAUGAAAAAUA